AUGUCACUUCCAAAGCAUUACACCAACGCUACAUCUCCCUCCCUAUCCUCAUCUCCCAGGCAAUUCGUCCGCGACCCUUCGGGAUCACCAGCUUCCCGCCCUCAGACCAUCGACCGACCUACACAACCAACAGAACAUGACCAGCAAACCCAUCCAGAUCAAAUCGAGAACCUGCAAUAUGAGAAUGAUGGAGUUUUAGAUAUCCCAACGGGUCACCACCAACCCUUCCAGCCAUUCUUCACCUUGGUCGAGGACGCAAACACGGGGGAAUACCACCAUCCAACAGUCCACUACAUCUUCUCUGAUGACGACACGGAUAUUCUGACCGAGGCUGCUGUGCGUUCAUUAGAAUCAGAGCAGGACAGCUCUACCGGCGGAAAGAGGCCGACCCGGUCACGGCAAGGCGAAAGCGAAGACGGGUCAGGUUACAAUGAAGAAGACGAGCUUUCGGGGUUGAGGAAGGAUACUCUUUUACCACCUCCCAUCCCCGGGGUACGGGAUAGCUAUAUUAUCCUCGAUGUAGAACCUACCCCUAGGACAGAUAUGAAUCCGAAUAACGCCGGCGGCACCAAUUCCAUGUCGACCUCGCCUGCAACGCACCCGACAGCCAUCCCACACCAGCAAAACCAGCAACCGCAGCAACAAACGCCUCAGUUCACGGUGACCUCGGCCCACAGCCUCACACCCGCAUGGCAAGUCCUCAACACCGAGCUCGUCCCGGCCCCAACAUUUGAGAAUAACACAUCAGGCGAACAACCACUCAACGGAGGGUUGAUGCUCAAGAUUCAUGGCACACCCGGUCUACCACCAAGUACGGCUUCGAAAGAGAAGGAUAAAGAACGGGGAAGCCAGCGACUGGAAGACAUGAUGGACCAGUUUGCGAAGCGGAUGGGCGAGCUCAGGCAGGUGAUAGAAGCUGGGGAACAUAUG
Messenger RNA from Aspergillus glaucus CBS 516.65, 930 nucleotides. RefSeq lists its product as uncharacterized. The annotation marks the transcript as partial. The record is from RefSeq and is a predicted model, not a curated record. The transcript has a single exon. Lineage: Eukaryota; Fungi; Ascomycota; Eurotiomycetes; Eurotiales; Aspergillaceae.